UUGCGGCUUUUAUCUCCCCGCGUUGCGACCUUAUGACGAUUUCUUAACAUUUCUCUGUACUCCGUCUACUAGUGGCCAUCUUUUGUACACCAACUAUGCUACAUUGAUGCGGCCUCCAACUUGUUUUUUUAGUUAACUGGUAACUAUGUCAACAAUGAAGCCUUACAGUCGUGACCCCAAAAUGGAUUUACCGGCUUCUCAUUACGGGAAACUUGACAAGAAAAACCCGGUUAUCACGUCGUUUCAACGAGACAUUAAUUCAUUCAUGACUCUAAUGAGACGUGUCGUGUCUUCGACCUGUCAGGACAAUUGUUCCUAUGCUAAAGGGAUUAAAGUUCUUCUGGAUAUCUGGGAAAGCUACAACCAUCGACUUCCGUUCAAGUUGUUCCACGAGCAAGUGUUGAGGAUUGCAGAUUUCCUUUAUGGAAUCAGGCUGUACCAGCCGGCUAUGUGGCAUGGCUACAGCCUCCAUCUCCUUCAGUACACACCUGUUAAUAUCAUCGAGAUCACCGACGUGGACCACUUCAGGACCUGCUUUUUUCCUGAAGGAUUUGAUACAGACAAAGACGUGUUUUGCAUGAAGGUUCGCGCAAUGUUUGGCAGUGCGCUGUGCCUUUUUGAGCAGGAAAAAAUCUCUCGCGUUCUCAGCCAGCAAGGGAUUUCUAAACUGCUGCGUGUGCUGGACUUCAUCAGGAUCAUGAUGCAGGCUUUUCAACAACACGAGCACCUCUGCUGGAUUAUAUAUGAUGCAACAUAUUACAUCUACAUCAUUUCCCGUUACCUGAUGACGAUAAAUUGCAGUCCACAGGCAUUGGAAUACCUCCUGUGGGCAUGUAUCAGUGUUGAGCUGUCUGUUCCCCUUAUGACUGUGAAAAAUGUGCCGUGGCUUGUCACCCUCUACUGCGUCGUCUGUUACUGUUAUUAUGACAACAAUGCUGCGCUGGAGGCUGAGAAAUUUGCGAGAAGAGCGCUUGGAAAAAUCCAAGAACUUUCACAACUGGAGGAGAAAAAUGGAGGUUGUUCCAGAGAGUCACAGAUGGCCUUCAAAGAAGCCUCUAUCAAGCUGGCGGCUCUGGUUUUCAAGCGUGCUUCUUUUGAGACGAGGAAAAAGAAGCAUGCAUUUCAAUCCAUGACUACAAAAACCUCCCUGAAAGAUAUACCAAAUACAUCAUGGCCCUGUACCACCACAGAGCGAACACUUUGGCUUCUAUUCGACAGUAACGCAGCUCGGUUUUUGGCCAUCUUGGAGGCGCUCUGGGACAACUCCACCCGCCCACUACAGACAAAACAAGUUGUACUUGGUAUCGAUGAUCAAAUGAAAGAAGUUAUUCUGGAACUUCUGUUGACAGGAAUGAGGAUAUUGGCUGGAGGCGUCAAAGCACCUGAGCAGGACCAGUGUCUGGUUGAAAUUACUUCAAGUUCAACUCUGUUGGAGUUAGCGACUGCAGGGGAAGACAAGAUAUCUGUUUUAUCUGCAGUGAGGUUCAUUAAAUUGAUUUUUCAGUGCAACCAACCACUGUCUUUUGAUGAACUCAACCGCGAGAUGCUGCAGGUUUUAUCCGGUCUGGAAGGUCAUCCGUACAGGAAGGCAGAGAUGGAGUUGACCUUACUGGACAAGUUCAGCUGUCUUCUUUCCAAAGAGAAACCUGUGAAAGGGGAUCACAACGAAAGGCUAUCUUUCCUGAAGUGUGAUGAGUGCAUCGACCUUUUGCAUAACAUGCACAACUUCGUCUGUGAGACGACUCAGGAAACGGCUCCUGAUACAGACCUGGUCAUUGACAUUGUGCUUUUCCUGUGGAGGAAGUUAAAGAUGGUUCUGCACAGAGACCAGUUAAAAAAUGAGCUUUCACAACAACCUGAGAAGUUAAGCAGCUACAACAGUCUGGUGUGGUCUCUGUCCAUGCUCAUUGAGGUGGCCUUUGCAUGUCACCUGGCAGAUUUUGACUGCAUCCUGGUUGCAGAGAUGGUCUACUGCUUGGCUGUGCAGGUGGAAAAGGCAGCCGAUCAAAGUCUCAGCCCACAAUCUGCAGUGACACCAGAGACAGAAGCUGUAAACAGCGUGAAGACUGCUUCAGUUUUUGAGAUGUCAAGUGCAGAGUUGCUUCAUAUGGUCUGUGAAAUGGUGAACAGAGGGUUGGAGGCUCUGACCAAAGGGAUUGGAAUCUCGGUGCCUCAGGAUUGUACCCCGAUUGUUGACAUUGCUUUCAUGCAGAAAUUUGAUCCCAACACCCUUGUGCAUACUCUUGCCCAUGUGAAAAAAGAGGAGCGAGAUAACAGUCAAGAAUUCAAUAGCAGUGAUGAAUGGGAGGUCAACGGUGAUCCGGUGAAAGGCAUCACACGCAUGUUUCUUUUGGCCCUCGAUUUCCAUCUGGAACUGAACAUCAUCCACCACAGAGCCUCGCUUAAGUUACUGCGAUUAAAUGCAGUUUCAGAUUCGGACCUGUUGGAUCGGAUCAAGAAAAACAGGGCAUCCCAAGCCCUCUGCCUGAUGCAGAAGGCCUUGCUGCUGCACAAAAAACCUGAAUUAACUGACUCAAGCGAUGUGCACAGCCUGCUGGAGGAAGCAUGUCAUCUCAUGGAGAAAGCAGAGUUGGAGGAGAGAAAGCUUUAUAUAUCCACACUUCCUAAAACACAGAUGAAAAAUCUAGAAAAGGCAAAGACGGAGGAGAAAGAAAGCCCUCCGCCGCCUCCUAUCUUAAUAGGACGCACAGACUUCUCUUUAACUUUUGUACCAGCGCUAUACCACCUGGAGGAAAGAGUGUGCUGGUAUCAGCUCUGUGGGCGUGUCGCAGAGGGUAUUAACCAAAAAGUCCGUCUCGGAGACUGCAACCUGCCAGGAACUGGACAUUUGGUGCCUGCAAAAGAAGGCGAUUGCUUGCUGAAAGUGCGAGGCCUUGAGCCAAACCAGAAAUAUGUGUUUGCCGUAGCGGCGUACGACAGUCAUGGAAAGUUACUGGGCAAUGCCAUCGGAAUGACAUCUUUUCCACUGCUGGCAUCAAUGCCCAUUCCACUGCUCUCCAUAUGGGCUCACUUGGCAAAGGUCUCGUAUCAGACUGGGCAUCAUGACAUCACCAAGAGAGCCUGCAAUGAAUUGUGGAAUCACUACACGUUCUCAAACGUCACACAUGAGCGAUUCGCUUCCACAGGAUUAUGUCUCCAGACACUGCUGACCUCUUCACCUCUGCUCUGUCUGCAAUUCCUCGCUUCUAUCUUCACUGAGACUGAAAUCAACAUCCGCAACGAAUCUCUCUUCUGCGAUAUUGUCAGUGCCAAUGGACUGUUCAUCUGGGAGCAGGAAGCCAGACUGGCCCAGUGUGAGCGGAUGCUGGCGGCUAUGGAUCUCAGCAUGUGGUUGGAUGACGGCAAGGCGGCAGUGCAGGCUGCCAUCAGCUGUUACAGUAUACUGGCCCCGAUGCUUUUCAACCAGUUGCCCUGUGAUGCUGUUGUCCAGGUCCUCACAAAAUGCUUCAUUCUUCUGGAGGAGAAUGUUACAGUUCUCAGACUUAAAUGGAUGGGUCAUACGACGGUGACAUUGAUCCAAAUGAUUGCCUGUCUCACAUACUACAUGUCCAAGACCUUACGUGUGUUUAAGAACCAUCAGAUGGGCAUUGUGAUGAUGGAACGUGGUCGCAAUCUGCUUCAGGCUGUCUAUGAUGCCCAUAGUCUGUCAAAGGCAGCACAUGUGGCUGCAUUAAAGAUCAGCGUUCAUCUGAAAGCGAUACAUGGGAAGAAUAAGAAGCUGUUGACCAUGGAGGGAACACGUCGAUCGAACUGUGAAACCCCACUCUCAUCACCUAAAUGUAAGGAUGCCGCCAGUCUCUAUGCACAGAUCUGUAGCAUCCCAUUAAAAGACGCCUUCAGAAGUGUUAUUAAACUCAGACGCAGGACAUAUUUUGUUGAAUUUUCGGCGCUUCUCCUAAAGAGAGCCAUGGAAGAAGGCAAACCAGAUUUGGUAUUGAGGUGGGGUCAAAGCUUCUUUGAGUACCUGUCCAGGCGUGAUAAAACAAUGAAGGCGUCUGCUAUCAUUUUUUCCGAAGGAAGUGAUGAGACUGCGAGAAGAAACACCCCAUCUGUGGGUCAUAACAAAAGUGCUGCUCAUAUACUUGAAAAUCGGAAAAAACUAAAGCAGAAGAUUCCAGCAACCAUGCUUCAGAGAGUGAGAACAAUGAGAGAGCGGCUGGCCGUGGAGAACAUGUUGGCCUCACUGUCAUCCAUAGUGCAUCGACAGAGGAGGCUGCUUCAACUGAGAACCAUGUUGUGUGAGGAGCUGGUGUGGAGGGCCCAGCUCAACUUCAGCGUGGCUCAGGCACAUUUGACCAUGUUUUUCAGAGGCCUUGAGCAGCAGCACGGAGGAGCCCUGGAAUACAGUUACAGCACCUUAAAUCCCUUGAGUUUUUCACUGGCUUUCACUGGUGUCCUCGUCCAGCUGACUGACAUCUCUCCCUAUCAGCAAGAAGAGGAAGUCAUGUUGGGAAAAAUGGACGCGAAUAAAAUCAAAGAGUGCUCGGCGGCCAGAGUUGAGUAUUACGUGAACGAAGACAGUUCCGAGGAGGAGGAGAGUUUUGAGGACGAAGAAAGUUGUGAUGAGGAUCGAGAGGAUGGACAGGAACCAGAGUUUGAGGAGCCGGAUGAGUUUGCACUGCAAGAAGAGGAAUCCAUUGAGUCAGAAGACCCGUUCAGGAUUUAUAGAUACACAGCUGCAUUGCAGUGGGAGUCACUUAACAGCGUGGCUCUACAUUUCAGGAGAGCCAUGGUGUUGGCUCACCGUGGCAGCAACUGGACGCUUCUGUUGAGCGUCUGUCAGACGAUGUGGGAGCAGUGGUGCAGAGUGACUACAACGGCACUGAUAGCUUCUCAGGAGAAACCAGCCCUGCUCUUGUCCACAAGUCAACUGAACGGCAUCUUUGACCCUCUCGUGGUGUUGGCUGCUGACCUGAUCAUGGACAUGCUGGACAAACAAGGGUUGUGGAGCGUCUAUGACGAUGUGAAUGAGGACGAGCUGCAGUGCACGCUCAACUUUUCCACGCAACUGGAUGGGUGCACACAGGUCGACAUGCGUUGGGUUCGUACCUUAGUUUUACGCGCCUUGGAACAGCUACAUUUUGCUGGCAAAUGGGAGUCACUGGCUCACUUCGCCCUGCUUUUCAACUCAUACACAAGGGAGAGAUAUGCCACAGUGGUUGCUCCUUUACUGGUCGUUGCUCAGAGGAAGCUGCUUGAGAGGCUCAAGUCUGUUGGGGGGCCAGAGGUACCCCAACCACAUCAUAUUAAGACCCAGAACGCCACUCAGAAAGAGGUCACGUACAAGACCUAUGCCUACCUCCAGCUGCUCAGUGACUGGGCGCCUACCUUUAAUAAGGACCCAAUGACCACAAAGAAAUCCCAAAUGGCCCGCAUUACUCCUGAUGAAGUUCAGUUGCAAGAUGAAGAAAUGCAACACGCUCUCACCCUCGUGAGCGUUCCCUUGAGUGUGGACGACACGCUCAGCUAUUUUCGUCAGUCACUUGGGAGUAAACCUCAGAGUCUGCAGAGCCUUUAUCACAGCUGGUCAUUGCUGAAGCUGCUACUGGCCUACACUCAGAACUACUUUGUUGAAGACAUAAAUCACUUGAAGAUGAGCUGUCGCAGCACUUCUCGCUGCCACGGUGUUGACAGCCCAACAAUUACAUCAGCAUCGAACGUUCAACCAUUCUCCCAGAUGAAAGAAGAGUUCAUGACGGAGAAAGCUCUCUACAGCUUCCCCAUUGGCCCGGGACACCUCACCACAGUCACUGACGCCUUCCACGCAACCAUCAAUCAUCUUCAGUCUGACCACUUUGAUUCCCUCAGAGUUCUGGCACUCCACGAAAUCGGCAACGUGGAAUUCUACAAUGGAAACACAGAGGCAGCCCAUGAGUCCUGGAGUAAAGGUGUGGAUGUGGCCUUACAUCAGGCAGGUGUUCUCGACAAAUGGGACGGUGUGUCCUUUGGUUUUGGAUCGGUGACUCAGACACUGCAACAGGCUGGUAUUUGGGGCUGUCUACAAGCAGCUGACUUAACAGCCAAGAUUGCGCAGUACAUCUUGAUAUCAGACAUCAGCCAGCGGACCAAGUGCUGCCUCCUGUCUGCUUACCUCUUUAAGUGUGUGCUCUGCUGCUCCCUGGCUCACCCCCUGGCUGACCUGGGCUACGCUUCCUUCAGCAUCCUGGGUGAAUUCUUGCCUGGAAUGGAUCUCUUCUCGGAACACCGGAGGACUCAUGUGGCCACCACUGUGACUGGCCUGAACUUCAUAUGUCAGUGGCUUUAUGCCACUGGCUAUCAUAUAACGCUUCUGCCUCUGCUGGUUCUCUACAUUCAUAUAGUUGGAAAUAUGUGCCGCGAUGUUCAACGCACCAUCGAUGGGAGGAUACUGAAGAUACGGGCUCUUACUGAGCUGUGUCUGUUCAGAGACGCCAUCAAAGAGGCUGUUCAGCUCACCAGAGGGACACAUGUUCUCCUCCCAAACGGACACUACAUCACUCAUGAGGACUUUGAACUGGAGAGUUCCUUCCUUCCCAACAGACCUCUGAUGGAGAACACUGAGGCAAUAGAUGAACUGGUGAAUUCCAACAUUCUUCCAGAGGUCGGUGCUCUGUAUGGAUCGACUUCGUGCCUGAGGUUUGAACUCGCCAGAAUUCAGCUCCUCCUCGCGCUGAGUAGCACUAUACGAGACGCCCCUCGACCAGAGUUUACUGUGAAAGAAAAAGUGGAACCCGACGUUGUUGAGAAUUCAAACCAAGAACCAGAGAGCCCAGAGCCAGUGGGAUCACUCAUGUCUGAAGCCCCGAUACUGUGGUCCAUUUGUGCAGAGAAGGAGAACAUCACUCCAAGUGGGCUCAAGUUCCUUUUGCUGGAAGAGGUGUCUGUCCUGCUGCGGCCUAUUUUUGAAAAGCUAACAUCUGACCUUGGCCAUGAAACCGAGAACUUGGAGUUGGCAUUAGAGUGCAACCUCCUGAUGGCAAACCUUCAUCUGCAGCAAGGAGAUGCUGCCCUGAGUUCAGAGAGGGCAGUUUCAUGCUUGCGCCUGCUGCAGGACUCUGCUGCUGAGCUCCCACUUGCCAGCAUUGCCAGUGAAUCGAUUACUCAAGAUUCCAGUCUGCCAGUUUCCGUGUAUGGUGACAGUCCCAGAGCAGUGAACUGGGAUGAAAUCAGAAUUGCUCUGUGGCUCCGGUGCCAUGUGGCACUGGUCCACAGCCUGGAGGCCCAAAUCCCUGAUGCUGACGCUCAGUUACCAGGCAUGAACAUCAUAAAGGAGACAACACAAGUCUUGCAGCAGGGGCUGAGCGAUUGUGUUCUACUGGGAGAUGUGGACAAUCAAGCUCUUCUCAUGCUUGAAUGUGCAGAGCUGGAGGCACAGAGAGGGAAAACUGAUGAAGGCAUGGCACACUUGCAGAGAGCUUUGAGUCUGCUGUCCGGCAGAACAUGCAUGCCUCCAGGAUCCAGUCUGACCUUGGUUCAGGCCACCAUGCUGCUGAGCAACCUGAGUGAAUCACAAGGCGAUAAAUUCAAAGAACUGGCUCAGAAAUUGCUUCAAAAGCAGCUGGCUGCCUUUGGAGAGAGUGUUUUGUUGGAGGAUGGAAAACUGUUCUUUGCUCCCCCUGGACCCAAGAACGUCUAUCUACCCUUCCUCCAACUCAUAGAUCAGACAGAUUAUAUUUUGUAGGAAAGUCCUUCAGAAACGUGACACGCAAGGAUGGAGAAAACCCUACAAGCCAUUUUCAUCAUUAAAAAUGUGUUUUCAUAUCUGGCCUAUUUUUAUAUUUUUAGAUAUUAUAAGUCAUUUUAUACAAUUGUUAUUGUUAUAAACUCAAUGUUGUAAUUGUAUUGUUUGUUUUUUGUUUGUUUGUUUUGGUCACCCUCUUUGCAUAAUUCAGUCUGAAAAUGUGAACAGAAACAACAAAAAUUCAUCUAUCGUAUGUUUGUAUUGUUUGUAUUAAGAAGAAGAAUGAUGAAGACAUUUCAAUGUCUUGCAAAAAUACGUAUUUUAGCCCAAUAAAACUUUUCAUUGGUUGUGGACAGUAUUUUGAGGUUCUAAUAAGUUCUAAUUAUAUAAAUGUAUUCAUUUUGUCAGCGGUCUGGAGUCUGUCCCAUCUACAUUGUAA
Molecule: messenger RNA, 8120 nt
Organism: Synchiropus splendidus (mandarinfish)
Lineage: Eukaryota; Metazoa; Chordata; Actinopteri; Syngnathiformes; Callionymidae
Product: cilia- and flagella-associated protein 54-like
Exons: 57
Coding region: 146-7681 (2511 amino acids)
Biological process (GO): cilium assembly
Source: RefSeq, a predicted model, not a curated record